AUGGCUGCUGUGAAAAAGAGUCCCACAGCAGCUCUCAGACCUGUUCAUCCAGCUCAUGUUUCCUCAGGCAGGAUGAAGUCCAUUACAGAGACUCUCUUCAACCCCCUCAGGCUCAGGGCCGCUCCCUGCCGACGGGCCCUAACCACCAUCCUGCCUUAUCUCUGGGAUGUUUACUCUGCACCUACACCAGCUGGCAAAGACAUCCUGACUCUGCUCUCUCUGUGUCUCCUGAUCGCCAUGGUGACGGGCGGCCUGCUUCACCAUUGGCUGUCAAAGACUCUGAGAUACGACCACGCGGCCUCCAUUGCGACUGCCUGUGUCUACAGUGUGGCCGUCUUCUUGUUCUCGUUCCUCUGUCACCCUCUGCGCUGCGUGCUGACCAUGAUCCUGCCGACCGUCUGCAGCAAAAAGGGACGCCAGCUGAUCAUCUCAGCCUCUGUCAUGAUCGUAGUGUUGAACGUCAUCCCUAAUAUUUCCCUGAACGUGGGAGCAGUGAUGCACAUUCUGAAAUGCACCUCUGAGGGCUUUGCGAGGACUUUGUUGAACUCCUCUGAUCCUCUGAACAGGGCUAAACGAGACCUCGUAGAAGAAACCAUCAAAGCGAACCAGGAAGACUUGAGCAUAGUCACUAAUUUGAGGAAGCUAGAACAAUUUACCCAUAUCGAUGUGUCAGAGGUCAAAAGAAGAUUUAGUAAUCUGAGUGGGCAGAUAGAGAUGAACUUACACGCCAGGGACCUGCUGAAGGAGUACAAGCUGCUGUCGAACCGGAUCCUCGCUACCAUUUUUGUGAUUUUACUCAUUGUUGAAUCAGGGCGCUACUUGAAAUCUUACCUGACAUCCGUUCAAUUUGACAAUUCAUACCUCGUUAAAGAGCUAUUGCAAAAAGAAGCUGAUGGGAAGCAAAUAUCUGCUGAAAAAAUUAUGAAUUCCAUAAGCUGUAACAUAACAAAGCAGGAGUGUGCCUCCUGUUUCAUAUCAUUAAUUGUGGUAACGUUAUAUUUCACUGCAAUAACUUUCAUAGUUGCUUUAGAUUACAUUGUGUAUUAUCUAGUCCAGGAAAGCACGCCAUGGCUGCUUGAUGUUCCCACCACCACUGCCAUCUUAAGUUUAAAUUUUAAGGUUUACUGGUUCCUGCCUGUGUCUUGUAUCAUCCCGCGGUUGUGUGCCAAACAGGAGCUCACAAACUUCCACAGGGACUAUAAGUGGACCUUUGGCCCCCAGUCGUCACGCUGUGAAGUGACAACCUCAGCUCCGAACCUGGCAGUGACAGUCCUGCUGGGAUCCCUGUGGCUGAUGAGCUACUCUUUGGUGUUUCUGGAGGUUUACGCCAGACGCAUGCGCAGGAAAGUGUCUGCAUCGUUUUUCAAAAGCCAGGAGGAGAAGAGAAUUGCUUUCUUGUUGAGGAAAAUACAAGCCAAGCAUAGCAGAAACAAACCAGAGACGUUCUCUGUCCAUGUUUCCGCCAGUCGGUGA
Molecule: messenger RNA, 1473 nt
Organism: Myripristis murdjan (pinecone soldierfish)
Lineage: Eukaryota; Metazoa; Chordata; Actinopteri; Holocentriformes; Holocentridae
Gene: ocstamp
Product: osteoclast stimulatory transmembrane protein
Cellular component (GO): membrane
Source: RefSeq, a predicted model, not a curated record